This is a messenger RNA of Quercus lobata, 1540 nucleotides long. RefSeq names its product probable (S)-N-methylcoclaurine 3'-hydroxylase isozyme 2. Gene Ontology annotation, molecular function: oxidoreductase activity, acting on paired donors, with incorporation or reduction of molecular oxygen; iron ion binding; heme binding. The record is from RefSeq and is a predicted model, not a curated record. Lineage: Eukaryota; Viridiplantae; Streptophyta; Magnoliopsida; Fagales; Fagaceae.
UUGAGCUGUAUGUCAGUUCAUCAUAAAUCACAAUCUGCUUCACAAAUUCAUGGAUCAAGCAAGAGAAUUCAAUUUCUUAUCCCCUUUCUUUCUCCUUCUUCUUCCGCUUCUCUUUUUCAUCUUCAAGCACAUCAGUUCUUUAUCUUCAAAAAGGCUACCUCUUCCACCAGGUCCAAAACCAUGGCCUAUCAUAGGCAACAUUCUCCAAAUGGGAAAAAUGCCUCACCUUUCAAUGACCCACUUUGCACAAGUUCAUGGUCCUCUCAUUUCUCUAAGGCUUGGCACUCAACUCCUUGUUGUUGGAUCUUCUCCCACAGCUGCAACUGAAAUUCUCAAGACCCAUGAUCGUUUACUCUCAGCUCGAUAUGUUCCACAAGUCACUCCCUAUGAUGACUCUGUCCGUGAUGGUAAUUCUCUUGUUUGGGCCAGUGGAUGCAAGGAGUGGAAGUUUUUAAGGGCCUUAUGCCGGACUGAGUUAUUCUCAGCCAAAGCAAUAGAGUCACAGGCCAUUUUGAGAGAGCAGAAAGUAGGUGAAAUGGUGGAUUACUUGGGGAGCAAGGAGGGAAAGAUAGUCCAUAUUGGAGAAAUUGUCUUUACCACUAUUGUCAACACGUUGACCAACCUUUUUUUCUCAAAGGACUUGGUUGAUUGGGAAAAUCAAGAGGAGGCUAAUGGACUGAAGGGGAUGAUUAGGAGGAUUAUGGAGUCGGCAACCACUCCAAAUAUAGCUGACUUUUAUCCCAUAUUUGCAGAGGUGGAUCUUCAAGGUUUAAGAAGAAAUGCCUUCAAGUCUCUUAAGGAAAUGUAUGGUGUGUGGGAAGUUCUAAUCAAGGAAAGAAGAGAAAGCCAGAGUAAUGGUGUUAAAAAACUUGAUUUCUUGAAUGUUUUCCUUGCAAAUGGGUUCACUGAUGAUCAAAUCAAUACAUUAGUUGCUGAGUUGUUCACUGCAGGGACAGACACUACUACCUCAACAGUUGAAUGGGCAAUGGCUGAGUUGCUCAAGAAUAAAGAAGCCAUGAAGAAACUUCAGGAAGAGCUAAAUAAAGAAAUCAAUACAGGAUCAAUAAAAGAAUCUCAUAUUUCCCAACUCCCAUAUUUGCAGGCUUGUGUUAAGGAAACACUAAGACUACACCCACCUGCCCCAUUCCUUCUUCCUCACAAAGCUCUUGAAACUUGUGAGGUUAUGAAUUACACAAUCCCAAAGAAUUCUCAGGUGUUUGUGAAUGUUUGGGCAAUUGGACGUGAUCCCACAAUCUGGGAAGAUCAUUUAUCCUUUAAACCAGAUAGGUUCCUAAGCUCAAAUUUGGACUUCAAAGGCCAUGAUUAUGAGUUUUUACCCUUUGGUGCAGGAAGGAGAAUUUGCCCUGGCCUACCCAUGGCCACUAAGCAAGUUCAAUUGGUUCUAGCCUCUUUGGUCCAUUGCUUUGAUUGGUCUCUUCCAAAUGGUGAAAAUCCUACAAAUUUGGAUAUGGCUGAGAAGUUUGGCAUAACAUUGCAGAAGGAACAACCUUUACUAGUUAUACCAAAACAGAAAAUGUAA